Messenger RNA from Camelina sativa (false flax), 495 nucleotides. RefSeq lists its product as uncharacterized. Lineage: Eukaryota; Viridiplantae; Streptophyta; Magnoliopsida; Brassicales; Brassicaceae. The record is from RefSeq and is a predicted model, not a curated record.
AUGGUGCUUGACACGGGAGCAUGGACCUUCAUCGAUUGGAGUGUUACUUUGGAGAGAUGGGUGGAAAAACCUCCAGCUGACUACUUGAAGAUCUUACCAAUUUGGAUCCGGUUGUGGAAUAUUCCAGUGAACUUCAAUACAGCAGACAAGAUUAAGGAGAUUGCAAGACACAUUGGUCAAGUCACUCAUGUGGCGUUUGAUCCAAUGAAACCGCAGAGUCAGGGCUAUGUUAGGGUUCGAAUUCUGUUUGACGUGACCAGGCCGCUAAAGAAUUUUCAUGAGCUGCAACUACCAUCAGGUGAGAUAAUUAGAACUGGGAUUGAGUAUGAAAGAAUCAGGCGAAGAUGUUCUCAAUGCGACAGACUCACUCAUGACAGGGAAAGAUGCCCUUUUAACCCCUCAAAUAGGCAAAUCGUUGCUACGGGAGGAGUUAAAUCAACACCAACUGUUCCUCAACAACUAAUUCCAAGAAUAAGCAAAGAUGAUCUGACUUGA